This is a messenger RNA of Trifolium pratense (red clover), 519 nucleotides long. RefSeq lists its product as uncharacterized. The coding region runs from base 1 to 519 and encodes 172 amino acids. The transcript has 2 exons. The record is from RefSeq and is a predicted model, not a curated record. Lineage: Eukaryota; Viridiplantae; Streptophyta; Magnoliopsida; Fabales; Fabaceae.
AUGGACAGAGGGUGGAAGAAGAUUAAUUCGUGGAGUAGUAAAUGUUUAUCGAAAGCGGGGCUUGAAGUGCUCAUUAAAUUGGUUCUUCAGGCUAUACCGAAUUAUUUCAUGAGUAUAUUUACCCUGCCUUCUUCACUAUGUGAUGAGAUUGAAAAAUUGAUGAACUCCUUUUGGUGGGGUCAUUCUGGAGCUCGGAACAGAGGUAAACAAAGUUGGCGUAUUUUGACUAGUCCCAACAUUCUGAUUGCUAAGUUAUACAAAGCUAAAUAUUAUCCAAAUUGUAGCUUUCUUGAUUCUAUUCUUGGUCACAAUCCUAGUUUUGUUUGGAGAAGUAUUUGCAACUCCAGAUUCUUAAUUAGAGCGGGUUUUAGAUGGAGGAUUGGUGAUGGUAAUAAUAUUCCACUUUGGAAUGAAAAUUGGCUUGCUGAUGCUCUCCCUCUUGAACCAAUCAACCAUAACAAUCUAAUGUAUUCUGGUUUUACGAUCUCUGACCUUAUGGAGAAUGACUCUAAGGAUUAG